Molecule: messenger RNA, 985 nt
Organism: Fusarium oxysporum Fo47
Lineage: Eukaryota; Fungi; Ascomycota; Sordariomycetes; Hypocreales; Nectriaceae
Product: phytanoyl-CoA dioxygenase family protein
Exons: 2
Coding region: 40-939 (299 amino acids)
Source: RefSeq, a predicted model, not a curated record
ACCAUGAAUACGUACGCUUAGACAUACUCCAUAAAGACCAUGCCCGAGGCCCCAAAUUCCAUUAUUAACCGGGAGACCGGUGCAGAGAAACGGCUUGGGCGCAAAAGCGCCACAGUUGAUCCCCAUCUACAAAAGCUCAUUGAUCAAACACUCUUAUAUGGAUAUGUUGUAAUCCCGAACGCUUUCACCAACGCGGAGGUCGAAGAGGCGAACACGGAGCUACGACGUCUUGCUUCUAGCCCACAUGCUGGUCCCGCCGUGUCUGGGGGCCGCAAUAAGUUCGAAGGGCUGAGAACGAAUCGGAUUUACGCCCUGCUUAAUAAAUCCAGAGUGUUUGACAAAUUUGUACUCCAUCCUGAUGUUCUAGGUCUCAAUGAGUAUUUUCUGGAUCAGGGCUUUCUUCUGAAUGCAUUCCAUAGCAUCAACAUUCAACCAGGAGAAGCCCCCCAAAUAAUUCAUCACGAUGAUGGCUUUAUCACGAUACCACGUCCACACCGCCCCUUUGGGACCGCGAUCAUGGUUGCACUAGAUUCUUAUACGAAAACAAAUGGCGCUACAGUCGUUGUUCCAAAGUCGCAUACGUGGGACUCGAGUCACGUUCCGACGCCUGGCGAAGCAGAGCCUGUUAUCAUGGAAAGAGGAAGCCUGGUCUAUUUUCUAGGUACGCUAUGGCAUGGUGGGGGCAAAAAUGUAUCUGAAAAGGAGCGGCGAGCACUCACGGUUCAAUAUUGCCAGCCAUGGGUCCGUCCACUGGAGAAUCAGAUCCUUGCAGUGGAUUGGGAGAAGCUAGACGAGCUCCCGCCUCGACUGGUCGAUAUGCUUGGGUACCAGGUAGGCGCUCCCUUUGUGGGGUACGUAGACGGGAUUAGCCCCAGAAGGGCUGUGGAAAGGAAAAUGAGGGCAAAGGAAGCAGGUAAUGAAUUUACUACUAAGCUUUGAACUAGAUGCAGGAACCGGGAUAUGGACUGGAGUUCGAUGUAUUGGC